AUGGCUACGGGAGCAAACGCAACUCCUUUAGGGAAGUUGCAUCCCAGUAUUGGCGCUAAACGAGGAUUUGACGCCGGGCCUGGUGCGGGGAACGGGUUGAUGCCAACACCGGGGCCACCCGCAUCCUUUCCUCCCCUCCAAGGUUUCCAGCCCGCUAUGCCAAAUGCAUCUUUUCCGUCACUUCAGUUUAAUCCAGGGACAGGUUUUUCAACCCAGGUACCGCAGCCACCAGCUGCAGGGGGCGGACUGGCGAAACCCGAUUUCAAUCAGAAAAAACAAAGGAAGAAGAGUCGAUGGAGCAGUGAGACGCCUGAUCAGAAGACUGUAAUACCCGGUAUGCCCACUGUCAUUCCCCCUGGACUGACCCGGGAUCAAGAGAGAGCCUAUAUAGUCCAACUGCAGAUUGAAGACCUGACUCGUAAACUGCGUACAGGAGACCUGGGAAUCCCUGUUAACCCUGAGGACAGGUCUCCCUCUCCAGAGCCCAUCUACAACAGCGAGGGCAAGAGGUUAAACACCCGCGAGUAUCGCACACGCAAGAAGAUUGAGGAAGAGCGUCAUUCCCUCAUCACUGAGAUGGUUGGACUAAACCCAGACUUCAAGCCUCCUGCAGACUAUAAGCCUCCAGCUACCAGAGUCAACGACAAAGUAAUGAUCCCCCAAGAUGAAUACCCUGAAAUCAACUUUGUUGGUCUGCUAAUUGGGCCACGUGGUAAUACACUGAAGAACAUUGAAAAGGAGUGUUGCGCCAAGAUCAUGAUCCGGGGAAAAGGUUCUGUGAAGGAGGGGAAGGUAGGCCGAAAGGAUGGCCAGAUGCUGCCAGGGGAGGAUGAGCCUCUGCAUGCCCUAGUCACUGCCAACACCAUGGAGAAUGUCAAGAAAGCUGUGGAGCAGAUCCGGAACAUUCUGAAGCAAGGCAUUGAGACACCUGAGGAUCAGAAUGACCUACGAAAGAUGCAGCUGAGAGAGCUGGCCAGACUCAACGGCACGCUGAGGGAAGAUGACAACAGGAUUCUUCGUCCUUGGCAGAACGCUGAACCACGCAGCAUCACCAAUACCACCCUCUGUACCAAGUGUGGUGGAGCAGGCCACAUCUCCUCUGACUGCAAGUACACCAGCUCCUUUGCUGCCCAUAGAGCAACAGGUGGCGAGCCUCCUCAGUCGGCCCAGGACAAGGCACGAAUGGACAAGGAGUAUCUGUCUCUCAUGGCUGAACUGGGGGAGGCUCCAGUCCCCACCUCUGGUGGAGGACACUCGAGCAGCCAGGGAGGAGGACCUCGGGCCUCAGGACCCAACAAUAACCAGCCACCACCACAGAACCGGCCUCCUUGGAUGAGCUCCGGUCCCACUGAGAACAGGAACUUCCAUGGCAUGCAUGGUGGACCUGGUGGCCAUGGAGGACCCCACAACUUCCCUCCCCCCAUGCCUAACAUGGGAGGCCCACCUAUGCCCCCCAACCCUAAUGGCCUGCCUCCCCCCUGGAUGCAACCCCCUCCUCCACCCAUGGGCCAGGGUCCAGGACCUCAUGGACACCCCAUGGGUCUGCUUCCACCUCCAAUGGGCAUGAUGCCGCCUCCACCACCUCCUCCCAGCAACCAGCCACCUCCUCCCCCUUCUGGACCUCUGCCACCAUGGCAACAGCAAGCUCCACCUCCCCCUCCAACCAGCAGCAUGGCAACCAGUACACCACUGCCAUGGCAACAGAAUACCACCACCACGUCCAGCCCUGGCACCGGCACCCUGCCCCCAUGGCAGCAGCCCCAGCAGCCUGCAGCCUCAGGAGCUCAGCCCCCCCCACCAAUGGGCACCCCAUCCAUGGUGCCACCUCCUCCUGGCGUCCAGCCCCCAUUGCCCCCAGGCGCCCCCCCUCCUCCUCCACCACCACCUCCAGGCUCAACCGGCAUGAUGUAUGCCCCACCGCCUCCCCCACCACCCAUGGACCCUUCCAACUUUGUCACCAUGAUGGGGAUGGGCGUACCGGGCAUGCCCCCCUUCGGCAUGCCUCCUGCCCCUCCACCUCCUCCACCUCAGAAUUAACCCUGUUGCAGGAGAAUUGUCCUCCCACAAAAGUCUCCACCCUGCAGCACAUUGUGGAUGUGUGCUCACAGAAAAAAUAUAACCAGUGCUUUAUUUUUUAUUGAUCCUUUAUAUUGUGAAGACAUCUCUGAAAUGAUGAAAGGCUGUCAGUUCGAUUUGUAAAGUUGCGUAACUUAAUGAGUUAUUUUUCCUGUUUUUAAAGUUUGUGUUAACAAGAGCUCCUUGUGUGCAUACAAUGCUGUUGCUCUCGGGCAAAUGUUCUGUAUUGCUACCAUAGUUUGUCCCGUCACUUCUUGUAUACCAAAUAAAGAGCUCAAAUAGCCCGCCAGACGUUUAAUUUCUGCUCAACAGUCUCAUUGCUUCAAGUGUUCAGUUCAAACCUAAACACUUAACUAUUAUUCGAUUUAAGAUAUUGAAGUUUAACUUGCAUGACCCAUUGUAACAACUCACUCAAACUGAUACUACUGUCAUGUUCCCGAUGUUGGCUUAUAGUUGAAUAAGAUGAAUAUUUUUCUAAUGAUGACGUGAAGUGUUUCUUAGUUCUGUCUGCAACCCUUUUUGUAGUACUGUCUCAUUGUUUUCUAGAAAUUCCCAGGGUUUUAAUUGUUUUUUUCUUUUGUUACUUGCCUGCAUCUCAGCUGUGACAUUGAGCUUGAAAAGGGGAUUUGAUGCUACAACCUGCUACCUUCUGAGGCCAUGCACUACUUGAAUGCUGAGAAUCUGAUGUAUCCUUGUUUCUCUGCAUCUCUCUGCUCUGACGCUGUGUGCAGUGUUUGUGUUGCUUUUGCAAGGACAAAAGUAUCAGUUUGUCCGUCGAGUUAUUAGAGAAGAGUGUUAAUUUUACUGUUUCUGGAAUCAGUCUGUUGUGUUAUGGCGCUAGUCUGAAUGAAAAGCUGUUGAAAUCUUGCUUGGUUUAGCAUUAAACAGAUCCAUUUCACCUUUUU
This is a messenger RNA of Acanthopagrus latus (yellowfin seabream), 2981 nucleotides long. It is a transcript of the gene sf1, whose product is annotated as splicing factor 1. The transcript is spliced from 12 exons. The record is from RefSeq and is a predicted model, not a curated record. Bases 1 to 2037 code for a protein of 678 amino acids. NCBI's taxonomy places the organism in Eukaryota, Metazoa, Chordata, Actinopteri, Spariformes, Sparidae. Gene Ontology annotation, biological process: regulation of mRNA splicing, via spliceosome. Gene Ontology annotation, molecular function: zinc ion binding; mRNA binding. Gene Ontology annotation, cellular component: nucleus.